AUGACUCAAAAUAAUAAGAAAAUAAAUAUAAAUCAAUAUAGUAUUGCAUUUUGUGAUGAAGAAGGUGUUAGAAUAGAAUAUUUUGAUGAAAAUUAUAUUUGUAUUAUCAAACAAAUAUAUAUUAAAAUUCCAUAUAUUAAAUCAAUAUGUUUAAUUAAUGAAAAAACUAUUGGAUAUUGUUGUUUUGCUUCAAAAGAUACUUCACCAUGUACAGUUUAUAUUCAUAAAUUUGAUAUACAAGAAAGAAAAGCUAAUAGUAAUCAUGCAAUUAUUUAUAAAGAUGAUAUUAAUUCUCAUUUAAAAAGACUUAAUUUUAAACAAGAAAUAAAAUGGGUUCAAGUUUAUGAUAAUGAACUUUAUGUACUUCUUGAAAAUAAUUUAAUAGAACUUUCAAUUAAAGAUUUUUCUAUUAAAUGGAAUAAAUUUAUAGAAAAUUCAUCAUUUGUUGAAAUUGGAUUUCCUAAUAACAGACUUAUUGCAUCUACAAUUAAUGGUAAUACUAUUAAUUUUAUAUCAACAAUUCCUAUUACAACAUUCCCUUUUAAUAAUUGUCAAAAUACUAUUAAAUUUAUAAAAAUUAUGAAAGAUAAUACAGCAUUUAUUGGAAUUGGAGAUACAGGAAUUAUUCAUAGUUUUAUAAUGAAAACAAAUAAUCAAAUAAUUUUAAAAUUUGAUAAUAAUUAUGAUGAAUGUAUUUUUAUUGAACAUAUUGCAAAUUAUUAUAUUGUUUGUGUUUCAAAUAAUAUAAGUACUAAGAUUAUGGCAUUUGAUAAUAUAAAACCAGGACCAAAUAAAGCAAAAGAUUCAUUUGAAUUAGAUAAAUCAUAUUUACCAUGUUGUAGUUUUGUUAAUGAAAAAGAAAAAUUUAUAGCUAUUAUUACAAAGAAAUCAGUGAUUUAUUUUACAAAUGAAUUUAAAUUUAAAACAGAAAAGAAAAUAAAAUUAGUUAAAAUUUAA
Molecule: messenger RNA, 957 nt
Organism: Entamoeba dispar SAW760
Lineage: Eukaryota; Evosea; Mastigamoebida; Endamoebidae
Exons: 1
Coding region: 1-957 (318 amino acids)
Source: RefSeq, a predicted model, not a curated record